GCCAUGAGCGCCAUUCCGCAAUGGUUGCACACGUCUCACAACCAUACCCAUCUAGAGAGAGUCAUCGUGGAACUCUCGAAACGGGAGCGAAUUCGCGAUGCUGCGAGAUCGCAAUCCCGCCGCCGUGCCAUGCCUUCACGCACAACUCGCCGGUCAAAAGUUGCUUCGAUGCUUGCCAACUCGGUUCCCGGAAUCUCCGGCCCUGAAGAGGCGCUCGUGCGAUACUAUGCUGUAUCCGCAGGAUGCGAUGACGAGGCCCAACGCUGCAAUCGAUACUAUCAUCUAGAACCGUACGACCGCACACGAGUUGUAGUCGGCGAAGGUUAUGAAGGGCACCUCGAAAGUGGCCAGGAGCAAAUAGAAAAGAUCGGUACGAACACCGGAGGCCGAUACCUGAACGCGAACUGGGUCCGCGAGCUGGCCGGAGGGAAGUGGUGGAUAGCAACGCAGGCUCCACUCCCAAACACCGCACAUACAUUCUUGAGUCUUCUGCUUCAGCCUAGCACUCGUCCCCCGGAGUCCAUAUCUGUUGCGGCGGCGGAAACAUAUAGGACUAGUCGCGUGAGGACGAUCGUUCAGCUCACUCGUAAUUUUGAAAGUGGAACCCAGAAGGCACACGUCUACUUCCCUUCAGAGGUUGGGGAUCAUUGGGCCAUUCGUUCGGAGGAGAGCCAUCAUGCACCUCCUCUUCGUGUGCGACUGCUCAAUAGCUCAAACAUGGACGACGCGCAUUGCAUCAUAAGCCAUGUUUCAAUCACUCCGCUCACCGCCUCCGGAGAAGAUAUGUCGGAGCCGAUCAUUUUCAAUCAUCUGCUCUUCCACGCUUGGCCAGAUCAUGGAGUUCCAGAGGUGGAGGAGCGACCGAAACUCCUCAAUUUCAUCAGGCUGGUCGACCAAGUCAACAAGGAUGUCUCUUGGAUCCCACAUGGACACGACCUUGAUCCGGAUCCUGCUAUCAUCAUAGGCUGCUCUGCUGGCAUUGGACGAACCGGGUCCUUCAUUGCACUUGCAUCCCUUAUGCGUGCUUAUGGUUUAAUGCCUUCUCCGUCACCGUCAUACACUCCGGCCCCGCUAUCACCUGCCCCUCCUCCCUUACCGGCGUCACCUCUAGGUCCUUUACCGGAAGACUUGCGUGACGAUAUGGUCGCUCAGGAAAUCGACGCCUUACGCGAGCAGCGGCCGGGCAUGGUUCAGAGGGAAGAACAAAUUCUUCUGAUAUAUGAAGCUUUGGCGUUGGCGUUCAUUCAGCACCAGCACCAGCCGUAGGUUGCAAUUACAUGUGCAUCAUUCCGAAGACUGGUUCUGAACGUGUUCAUUAUCGUUAAGAGUGUAGCCGUAACACGAAGUGUUUUCCAUUGUCGCACAACAGCACAACUGUAUUCUAGGGGGACCAUGUGAUAAUGGCUUAUGACGGAUGCCGCAACCAAUGCUUCAC
This is a messenger RNA of Punctularia strigosozonata HHB-11173 SS5, 1435 nucleotides long. RefSeq names its product phosphotyrosine protein. Gene Ontology annotation, molecular function: protein tyrosine phosphatase activity. The transcript has 4 exons. Gene Ontology annotation, biological process: protein dephosphorylation. The coding region runs from base 4 to 1266 and encodes 420 amino acids. Lineage: Eukaryota; Fungi; Basidiomycota; Agaricomycetes; Corticiales; Punctulariaceae. The record is from RefSeq and is a predicted model, not a curated record.